Rhagoletis pomonella (apple maggot) is the source of this 464-nucleotide messenger RNA. RefSeq lists its product as uncharacterized. The record is from RefSeq and is a predicted model, not a curated record. Gene Ontology annotation, biological process: membrane protein ectodomain proteolysis. The annotation marks the transcript as partial. NCBI's taxonomy places the organism in Eukaryota, Metazoa, Arthropoda, Insecta, Diptera, Tephritidae. The transcript is spliced from 2 exons. Gene Ontology annotation, molecular function: metalloendopeptidase activity.
CAGAAACAUCCGCAUGUGAUAUUUGAGGCACGCACUAAAGCCAAUAAAGGAUGCGCCAAUUCGGGUAAUUUAGAUUCGUGGCGAUUGUCACGGCGCACGAAACACCUUUCAGCGGGUGUCAUCGAUGAAAUUCAUCCGAAUGGUGCGGGCCGAUAUAAGCGCGAUGUACGCGAGGCGACUAAAUACAUCGAAACAGCCAUCAUAGUGGACAAAGCGAUGUUCGAGAAGCGCAAUGGCAGUACACGUGCCGAGGUCAUACACGACGCCAUACAGGUGGCGAACAUCGCCGAUUUGUACUUUCGCACACUCAAUACCCGCGUAUCGGUGGUGUACAUAGAGACGUGGGGUAAGAACCAGGCCGUCAUCGAUGGCAGCAAAGACAUCAGCAAAGCCAUAUCGAAUUUCAAUGACUACACAUCGCGGAAUCUCUUCCAGAUCGAACGCGAUACCACACAGCUGCUAAC